AUGGUUGCCGCGCUUCAAAUGAGUGGUGAUGAUACCACUGUUUGGCUGGAUGGAUACUAUUCACAGAAGCUAUGGCUAAACCAUGUGUCAAAGUCAGGGCACGGCCAAGGAUCCGAGCUUAUUGCCUCAAAUGUGCAAACAGCAGGGCCAGUUACUCCCAAUCACAAAGAUGAGAAGACGGACUCCGAUAUUUCUCAUGGUUCUGGUCGAGGAGAGUGGGAUGGCUACUUUUUUGCCGAGAACCCGCACAGCAACCAAGAUUUAAGGGAACUCAUCCCCCCAGCUUUGGCCGCUCUUCAAAAGGCAAAUCAGUCUUCCGAUGGUUGGAAAACACCUACCACCACCGGUCCAAGAUUGGCUCAGAGGGCAGAGACAAAUUUUGUUCGCAAAUAUUUCUAUUUCAAGCUUCCAGGAUAUCACAGAUGCCCUGUGUUCAGUUUUGCAGGUUCCCACUGGCACUGA
Talaromyces rugulosus is the source of this 462-nucleotide messenger RNA. RefSeq lists its product as uncharacterized. The transcript has a single exon. The record is from RefSeq and is a predicted model, not a curated record. The coding region runs from base 1 to 462 and encodes 153 amino acids. Lineage: Eukaryota; Fungi; Ascomycota; Eurotiomycetes; Eurotiales; Trichocomaceae.